Messenger RNA from Sphaerulina musiva SO2202, 1696 nucleotides. Its product is annotated as YOR378Wp-like protein. The transcript has 3 exons. Gene Ontology annotation, molecular function: transmembrane transporter activity. Gene Ontology annotation, biological process: transmembrane transport. The coding region runs from base 1 to 1602 and encodes 533 amino acids. Gene Ontology annotation, cellular component: membrane. The record is from RefSeq and is a predicted model, not a curated record. NCBI's taxonomy places the organism in Eukaryota, Fungi, Ascomycota, Dothideomycetes, Mycosphaerellales, Mycosphaerellaceae.
AUGAUCACGACAACAGCAACAACAGCAACAACAGCAACAGAAACAGCAACAGCAACAACGACAACAACACGAACGACGUGUCUCCCGCCGAACAUCUCCAUCUACCACGAAAUCACCUUCGUCCUCGUCAUCAUCCUCGCGCAAUUCAUGUCAUUCGCAGGUCUCGGUCAAGCCAUCGCUCCCAUGCAAUACAUUGCUCAAGACUUGCAAGUCUCCCACCCCAGCAGUCCCGCCUGGUUCGCCACAGCGUACGCCCUGACCUUCGGCACAUUUCUCCUCAUCUGCGGCCGCAUGGGAGACAUUCUCGGGCACAAACGAAUUUUCGUCUUUGGCUACUCCUUUCUCGCAUCCUGGUCUGCCUUUGCCGGGUUUUCCGCCUACAUUCACAGUCCAGCCUUCUUCAACAUCUGUCGAGCUUUUCAAGGGAUAGGUGCUGCAUUAUUGGUCCCAAAUGCUCUCGCACUCCUCGAACGCGCGUAUCCACCGGGCUGGAAGAAAAAUGUGGUCAUUGCGCUCUACAGUGUCAUUGCACCGUGGGGAUUCGUCUUGGGAGGACUCUUUGCAAGUUUGUUUGCAGAAGUCGCCUGGUGGCCUUGGGCGUUCUGGAGUUAUGCCCUCGCCGCAUGGACUUUAUCCGCGCUCUCCAUCCUCAUCAUUCCCCGAGCCCUCGCUCACGACGUACAAUUUUCCCGCACCAGAGACGAUGAUCGGCCUGGAUGGGAUCUGGCAGGUUCGUUGCUUGGAAUUUUCGGUCUGGUACUCGUCAGCGUCGCAUGGAAUCUCGCUCCUCUUUUCGGCUGGAGCACGCCGCGAGUCUACUUACUCCUCAUCAUCGGCAUCAUUUCCCUCAUCGCCUUCAUCUGGGUCGAAGCGCGCGCGCUCUCUCCCAUCUUCCCCAUCGAACUCAAAGCCCUAUGCAGCCUCAUCGUCGUCGGUUUAGGCUGGGGAUCAGCCGGAAUCUGGACAUUCUACUCGUUCAAAUUCCUCGACGACAUUCGACACUUUAGCGCAUUGGGCACUACUGCGCAAUUUAUUCCUCUCAUGUUUGCCGGACUGCUCGCUGCGGGAGCCACCAUCUUUUUGCUACGCCACACUUCAGUGCAGUUUACGCUCUUCUUGUCCAUGGUGGCCUUCUUUGUGGGAGAAAUUAUGACGGCCACACAACCCAGCAAGCAGACGUAUUGGGCGCAAAUGUUUCUUGCAGUAUUGACGAUGCCUUUUGGAAUGGCAAUGAGUCUCGCAGCAGGAACUCUCCUGCUCUCUCCCCCUCCUUCGUCCUCUUCCUCCUCUUCUUCUUCAUCAAAUAUCACUUCACCGGAUGAUCAUCACCGCCACCAUCAUCAUCAUCAUCAUCAAGGUCUCGCCUCGUCAUUAGUGUACGCCAUGGUCAGCUACCCCAUCAGCAUCUGUCUGGGGAUUGCAGGGACAGUCGAAGUGCACGUCAACAAGCAUCAGGCCACGAGAGAAGCCACGUUGUGGGGCAUUCGAUGUGCGUGGUGGACCGGUGUGGCGCUCGCGGGCACCGCUGUGGUGCUGAGCAGUGUGAUUUUUGGGAAAUCAUUACUCCGUAAUGGCUGGAGAGCUGUGGAGCAGCAGCACUGAAGAGGCUGGUGGUGAACAGAAUGACGUUUUUCUGGUAUUAGUGAGUAGGCAGGCACAAGGAAAUAUUGCUGAAUAUAAAUGGACAUCUAUCUGG